Messenger RNA from Tetrapisispora phaffii CBS 4417, 2559 nucleotides. It is a transcript of the gene ARG81, whose product is annotated as Arg81p. The record is from RefSeq and is a predicted model, not a curated record. The transcript has a single exon. Lineage: Eukaryota; Fungi; Ascomycota; Saccharomycetes; Saccharomycetales; Saccharomycetaceae. Gene Ontology annotation, molecular function: zinc ion binding; DNA-binding transcription factor activity, RNA polymerase II-specific. Gene Ontology annotation, biological process: regulation of DNA-templated transcription. The coding region runs from base 1 to 2559 and encodes 852 amino acids.
AUGGUGAAGAGAAUAUCAACAUCUUCGAGAGAUGCUGAUAAUAAAAGGGCUAAAACAUUCGAAGGUUGUUGGACCUGUAGACUUCGAAAGAUAAAAUGUGAUUUAAAAAAACCAAAAUGUGAUAAAUGUAGAUCUUCAGCCAUAAGCUGUAGUGGGUAUGAUAUUAAAUUGGUUUGGAAGAAACCAUCCAAGUUUCAACAGAAAGAAGCAAUUGAUAACGGUUCAGUUAUUCGAAAAUUAGAAUCAGAUAAGUUUGAUAAUGAUAUCUAUAGUGACGAUGACCAUGGUACCGAUUUUGUCGCUAUAAAAUCUCAAAAGAGAAGAAAUAUACCUCUGGUGAGGUACAAUGAUGAUGAGAAAUAUAGAUAUUAUGAAGAGAUAGAUGAAGAUAUGGCAUAUUUGCAAGAUUUACAAGGUACAAGCCUAAAUAACAAUAAACCAACAAUCAAUAAUCAUUUUGGAGUGCUGAAGGUAAACUCGAGUUCAUCUAGCAUAGGUGACUCAAACAUUGAAACCUAUCAAAUCCCUGAAUCGGUGCCGAAAACUUUACUUAGUAUUAAUGAUGACAAUACAAUGUCAAAUAUAUUAGAUAAUUCAAAUGAAUGGAUUUCUAAUGAAUUAAGAACAGAUUUUUUACUUUCAGCAUCAGCUAUUCAAGGUCUGCCAUUGUCGUCAACAUCUAUUAAUCAAAAUCGUAGUGAAGUGGAAUUCCAGAACCUUUAUAAAUUGAUAUUUCAUAAAGACGAUGAUAAAAGAGAGUUAGAUAACAGUACUUUUUUGACAAAUUCAAAAAUUUUAACCAACGAAAAAGAAACAGAUAAUUUCCUCAAAAAUUUGUUCGAUAUUGAUAAUGAUUCAUUAGAUGCGUCAGAUUUUAUUGAUGGUAAUAAUCAAAGGGAUUCCUAUAGUUACGAAAAAUUACUAGAUGACAAAGAUUUGAUAAAUAAUAUGGCAACUAUAGUACCUCUACAGGAUAAUUUCAGUUUUGAAAACCUCCCUAAUUCUACAAAAAUGUCACAUUUAAUUAUGGAAAUAGAAAAGUCUGAGCUACCUGAUGUAAUUUCUAUAUCAGAUCCUCUUUUAAAUUUUCCUAAAACUGCACUGAAAGUUAAUAGUCUUACUCGAUUCCUUUUGAACUACUAUGAGCAAAACGUCGCAGAUUUAAUGACUGUAAUUCCUGUGAGAGCUAAUCCAUGGAAAAAAUUAUAUUUUCCAAUAGCUUUGAAGACAUUGGGAGAUUUAACUGGACUUGGGAGAACUUCUAAUUCCAGGAGUUCUUUAUUUAAUGCAAUAUUGGCCGUGUCUUGCUUUUAUUUACAAGGAAAAUUUCCUAAGAAUUCGAGAGAAAUGCUAUUCUUUUUAAAUCAAGGUAUUAAUUUUAGAAAACAAGCCGUAUUUUAUUUAAAAGAAUGUUUAAAUAAUAAUGUCAAAUAUGAAAAAUAUAAGGAUAUUUUAACUUCGCUUCUCUCAAUGAAUUCAAUUGAUGUUGUUUGGGGCACCAUGUCAGAUUGUCAAUAUUAUUUAUCAAUAUGUGAGGAUUUUAUUGAAGCAAGAUUGAUAAGUAGACCAAAAAUAUCUGAAAAAGCAAAACUAUUACAUUCAAUUUUUGCAUUUCUAAAAGUUUUCCAAGAUAGUACAGCUUUAGAUAAAGUUAAGCAAAAGGAAAUAAUUUCUGAUAAAGAUUUUUAUUUCGAUAAAGAGCUUAUAAUAAAUAAAGACAAGUUUUUUGACCUACAUUCUCACUAUUAUGUGGAGUACUCUGAAGGAAAAUUUUACUGUCUUUCAAAAGAAGGAUUGAGGUCUACAAAACCAGUUCAUACAGCACCACUGUUUAAAAAUCUUGUGACAGAGAGUUAUUCUGUUAUGACAGAAACAUUAAAUUUAAAUGAAAUUAAUACAGGGACCUUGUAUGGCCUCCCGAAUUCAUUGAUUUUACUUUUUUCUGACUGUGUCUCAUUAUUAAGACAUUUAGAGUACUAUAGAUUAAAUUCCAUUGACAUUUCCCCCGCCUUUCUUUCGUCAUGUAUUGUUUAUGAAUCAAGAUUAUUAAAUUGGUCAUCAGAAUGGGAUUUCGAAAAUAUUGAAAUAUUGAAUGAUAUAAACAAUAAGACUAAAUAUGACCAAAAUAUUUCUUCAAAUCAACCGAAAAUUUUAAAUGAUUCUUUAAUUUCACUUCAAUGCCACAUGAAUAGUUUUUAUAAUGGAUUAAUAAUUUAUUAUUACACAAUGGUUCGUGGUUUUGAUAAACAAUACCUAAAAAACUACGUUGUAGACGUUCUAAAGGAUCUACAAACUAUAUCAGAUCUUGUUGAUAAGAGUAAUGUCAAAAUGGUGCCUUUAAUUUGGCAAGGAUUUAUAGCUGGAUGUAAUUGCAUUGAUCAGGGUUUACAAGAGGAUUUUAGGCAAUGGGCCGCAAAUUUAGCCAAUACCGGUGUUGGAUCAUAUUGGGCUGCUCGUCAAGUGAUGUUAGAAGUAUGGAGAAGACAGAAAACUAACGAAGAACAUGGCAAGUGGUACGAUGUUUACAAAGAAUGGUCAAUGAACUUGAUGUUGGUAUAA